ACACCUGUGUUCAUAUUUUUCAUAAAAUAAUGGUGACAUUAUAUGGCAGAUUCAAUACAUUCGGGAUCAACAUUCCAAAACGUGAAAAUGGUGGAUCGAUUGGUGCAAUCAGAGGCCAACGGUCGGCGGAUAGCGUAUGUGGAGCAGUGCUUUGGGGCUUCAGGACAGCCCUUGAAUGUCCCAGGUCGGGCCUUAGUGGGGGAGGGAGUGUUAACCAAAAUGUGCAGAAAGAAACCCAAACCUCGACAGUUCUUCCUGUUUAAUGACAUUCUAGUAUACGGCAACAUUGUUAUAAACCGUAAAAAGUAUAAUCAACAACAUGUGAUAUCAUUAGAAGAUGUAAAAUUAGAAGAUGUUCAAGAUGAAGGAAGUCCUUUUUACACAAAAGAUGGCAAACCAGCUUUACGGAAUGGCUGGAAGUUAAUAAGCCCUAGCAAGUCUUUUGUUGUAUAUGCAGCUACUUCUACAGAAAAACAUCAAUGGAUGUCACAUAUCAAAAAAUGUGUGGACGAUCUCCUAAUUAAACAGGGCAAAACCCAGAACACAGAGAAUGAUUCGCCGGUGUGGGUGCCCGAUUCCGAGGCCACUCUAUGCAUGCAUUGUAAAAAGUCCCAGUUUACCCUGAUCAACCGACGGCAUCAUUGUAGGAAGUGUGGCAUUGUGGUGUGUAAGGACUGCUCCAGCAAUAAGUGGCUCCUACCCCAACAGGCCUCUAAGCCAUUACGUGUGUGUCUAACCUGUUAUCAAACUCUGUCUGACACGAAGCUAGCAGUACCAGCUCCUAAUACUCAUGCUAUAGACGAUUCUUCCGGUGACUCCUCGACUGAUGAUGAUGAAGAAUCAGCUAACCAGGAAGUUAAUGAGGAGAACAAACUUAUUCCAGAGGGACAGUUUAAAUCUUAUGACUAGGGACAGAGUAUUCAAAGCACACAGAAAAGAACAGACAUAAAAAGGUUGACCACAAAAGCUACAGGGAAUGAACGGAGAAUUGUUGUGGCUUUUACAGCAGCACGACACACAGGCCCGACACACAUGCUUCAUUGACAUUCAUAUUCACCUGUAGCCUUCAAAAUGUCUAUUAAUGCCAUUUUGUAUCUGUGAUGUAUUUUAACAUUUUGUGAUGGUAACUUUUGGAAGUAUAUUAUAUAAAUACUUUUGAAAUUCUGUAUUUCUAACACCAAUAUCUGGAAUACCAUGGAUGAAUAUGUCAAAGUUAUUUAGAAGUAUAAACCACUUAUUUUUUAUGGUUUUAGUCUUGGUAUCAUGAAUUUUCAAAUGUUUUGAAGUUUUUUUUUCCCAUCAAGUUCAAAAUAUCAAGGAUUGACUGCAUUAGGAAUAGUUUAAUUUCCAUACAUUGAGAUAAAUUCUUUCAUAUUUUUCUGGAAUGAAUGCCUUAUUCCUAACUCUGUGUACUUAAUUCCUAUGUAGGUCUAUGCAGGCAGCCAAAAAAACGAAAACUGUAGUAUUGUGUAAUAAAAUGUAAAGAAAUGUACCACCAUAUUGUAUCAUCAAUGCUGUUACUUUUUAUUCCAUGUGAUCUCACAGUAUGUGCAGGUUCCCCCUUUUUGAAAUGAAGAUUUUUAUAAAUUAUGAUUUUUUUUUUUAACAUGAUUUGAUUAAAUUACCGACUAAAAUUCUGUACUCAGUAUGGCAUGUAAACCUGAACAUGUAUUUGUAACCAGUUUAAAAUAAAAUGCACAUGUAAUGGCAUGGAGAAUGACUUUUGCGAACAGAGCAUACUGAAGUAUUAUUUUUGGUGUUUGUAUUUUUCUAUCUCAGGCUAAAGGUGUUGAUAUUAUUUUGCAGAGGUGGCUAAAAGUACAUGUAUCUAACAUUUUUCAGUGGUAUAUUGGUCAUAAUCUAUUUAUUUUAUAUUCUACUCUAUA
This is a messenger RNA of Saccostrea cuccullata (small rock oyster), 1886 nucleotides long. RefSeq names its product pleckstrin homology domain-containing family F member 2-like. The transcript is spliced from 11 exons. Gene Ontology annotation, biological process: endosome organization; endosome to lysosome transport. Bases 43 to 909 code for a protein of 288 amino acids. The record is from RefSeq and is a predicted model, not a curated record. Gene Ontology annotation, cellular component: early endosome. Gene Ontology annotation, molecular function: phosphatidylinositol binding; metal ion binding. NCBI's taxonomy places the organism in Eukaryota, Metazoa, Mollusca, Bivalvia, Ostreida, Ostreidae.